Molecule: messenger RNA, 943 nt
Organism: Zingiber officinale
Lineage: Eukaryota; Viridiplantae; Streptophyta; Magnoliopsida; Zingiberales; Zingiberaceae
Product: NAC domain-containing protein 83-like
Exons: 3
Coding region: 185-817 (210 amino acids)
Biological process (GO): regulation of DNA-templated transcription
Molecular function (GO): DNA binding
Source: RefSeq, a predicted model, not a curated record
ACUAGAUUCUUGGAUCACUUAGUAGUAUCGAUACGUCAAACCUUUGAGUCCUGAUCACGCCACCUUACUACUCACCUUUUGCUAUAAAACUUCCUCCUCCUCUCCCUACUUUGAAACACACCUCCUCCUCUUCAGUAAUCCUGCAAAAUUCAAGCACAAGGAGAGUUAUUUCUUUGGUUGGAGCAUGGAUAAGACGGUUUUCGCAAGGCAUGGCAGUGUGUUAAGGCUGCCUCCUGGGUUCAGGUUCCGCCCUACUGAUGAAGAACUUGUGGUUCAGUACCUUAAGAGGAAGAUCCACUCCUGUCCCUUGCCUGCCUUGAUCAUCCCCGAUAUCAUCAACCUCAGGAACUAUGAUCCCUGGGAUCUUCCUGGUGGUUGCAAAGAGGUGAUGUACUUCUUCACUCGCAGAGAUGCAAAAAUUUUGGGCCAUGGCCAAUUGAACCGAGGUGCUAGAUCGGGGUACUGGAAAGCUGAAGGGAAGGAGAAGCAAGUGGUGGCUUCUUGGCACAACCAGGUGGUGGGGAUGAAGAAGGUUUUGGUCUUCUACCGCGGAAGGCCGCAAACUAGAACUGAUUGGAUCAUGCAUGAGUACCGUCAUGUUCCACAAAGGAAUCACUCUACUCAUGAUUCUUCAGGUUCGAAAGGCGAUUGGGUGCUCUGUCGAAUUUUUAGAAGGAAAAGAACAGCCAAGAUGGAGAAUGAUAACGAAGAGGGUGGAAUAAGGCCAUCUUUCUCCUCUUCCAUGGACUCUAGUUGUGUCACUGAGCUCUCUGAUGGAAGUAGUGAUGGUGAGGAAGCUAUCUCAGCAAGAACAUGAAGUCAAACUCCAUGACAAAAGAGCAUGGAGAUCUACUGUAUCAUUAUCGAUCGAAAUAAAAUUAAAAUUUCUAUGUAAAAUCCUUCAUCUUUCUAGGGAAAUUAAGUUUACUAGAUAUCUUGAAAA